Nothobranchius furzeri (turquoise killifish) is the source of this 2456-nucleotide messenger RNA. The record is from RefSeq and is a predicted model, not a curated record. NCBI's taxonomy places the organism in Eukaryota, Metazoa, Chordata, Actinopteri, Cyprinodontiformes, Nothobranchiidae.
GGCCUUCUAUCAUUUCUGAGUGCUCCUCUGAUUGGUGCAUUGUCAGACGUGUGGGGACGCAAGUCCUUCUUGCUGCUAACGGUCUUCUUCACAUGUGCACCUAUUCCACUGAUGAAGAUCAGCCCAUGGUGGUACUUUGCAGUCAUCUCCAUGUCUGGUGUUUUUGCCGUCACCUUCUCUGUGAUCUUUGCCUACGUGGCAGACAUCACACAAGAGCAUGAGAGGAGUACAGCAUACGGUUUGGUAUCAGCUACUUUCGCAGCCAGCCUGGUUACCAGCCCAGCCAUCGGAGCCUAUCUGUCUGAGAAUUAUGGCGACACGUUGGUGGUGAUCCUGGCCACGGCCAUCGCCCUCCUUGACAUCUGCUUCAUCCUGGUGGCCGUACCCGAAUCGCUGCCCGAGAAAAUGAGGCCAGCAUCGUGGGGAGCGCCCAUCUCCUGGGAACAGGCAGACCCCUUUGCUUCUCUGCGUAAAGUGGGUCAGGACUCCACGGUGCUCCUCAUCUGCAUCACAGUGUUUCUCUCCUACCUCCCUGAGGCCGGACAGUACUCCAGCUUCUUCCUUUAUCUCAGACAGGUCAUACGCUUCUCCUCUGAGACGGUGGCUGCCUUUAUAGCAGUAUUAGGAAUCCUCUCAAUAUUGGCACAGACUGUUGUUUUGGGCAUUCUGAUGCGUUCAAUAGGAAAUAAAAACACAAUCCUUCUCGGCCUUGGCUUCCAGAUCCUCCAGCUAGCCUGGUAUGGCUUUGGCUCUCAGCCCUGGAUGAUGUGGGCAGCUGGAGCUGUUGCUGCCAUGUCCAGCAUCACCUUCCCUGCUAUUAGCGCCAUUGUGUCCCGUAACGCAGACCCCGAUCAGCAAGGCGUCGUCCAGGGGAUGAUCACUGGCAUCCGGGGGCUCUGUAGCGGUUUGGGACCUGCCCUUUAUGGUUUUGUCUUCUAUUUAUUCCACGUCGAGUUGUCUGACCCAGACAGCCCUGAGAAAGGUCCCAAGUCUCCUCAGAGUUUAGCCAACCCUACUGAUGAGAGUGCCAUCAUCCCAGGUCCUCCUUUCCUUUUCGGUGCAUGCUCAGUGCUGCUGUCUCUGCUAGUGGCCCUGUUCAUCCCCGAGCACAUCGGGCCUGGUUUGAGGCCCGGCGCCUAUAAGAAGCACAGCAAUGGGGCACAGAGUCAUUCUCACAGCCCCCAGGGCAGCGGGGCAGAGGGAAAGGAGCCGCUGCUGGAGGAUAGUAGUGUAUAACCUCAGCUAAGGGAGGCAGACUCCCUCGGUUUACCCCAAAAAGACCCUCCACACAUGGACAAAUACACACAUUUUACCACAUGGACACCUCAGGCACACAUCUUACGAAAGUGCCAUGAAGACGAGAUGGUGAUUGUGUGGAUGCGUCUACAGCACAAAAGUGGGUGCUCCAUCCUUUGCAGCCUUUUGUUUUUCAAAACAGGGUUUUGUGUGAACUCUCUAAAGAUCCUGUAUGAAGAGGCUGUGUUUCAUAUUUUCUUUUAGGCUGCAGUUAAAUAGGUGUAUGAGAGGGACACACACACACACACACACACAAUGCUUUAUUGGAUUCUAGUUUUUGGUGAUAAUGAGUGGGAGGGGGUGCACCAGCUCACCUCCCCUGAUUCAGAGUGCAAGUGGGGUUUAUCUCAAAUGUUACUAAAUACCUGUGUGAGUCUUUAUCGAUCCUACAAAAGUCAAGUGGCUACUUCGUCCAACUGGAGCGUAACAAACAGGCGAGCACUUGCUAACUUUGCUCUGAAGCUGGCGGUUGAGACUACAGAUCCCAUCCGAGGGAGGAAACCCAGUUCUAACGCUGUGACCACAUCAGGAAAGCACAGCACCUCUAAACUUGAGAGGAGAGUUGGAAGAGCUGCUACCUAAUCUCAGCCUGGAUGCUCAAACGGUUCAGAUACAAUAGGCUUUGUUAGGACCACAGCUUGUUAGAAUGGCACACUUCUUACAUAAGAGAGAAGUGCAGGAAAGAGACCACUUUAUUAGCUGAACAGUUGUUUAUUUCAAUGUUUACUUGCGAUUCUCUAGAUUCGUAGUACUGUUUGGGUUGUAUAUUUUUUUCUGUUCAAACUGAAAGCUAGUUGUGCUUCAAGUUUUUAUUCACGAAACAAAUGUUGCCUUGAAGUUCCAUUGCAUAACCUGUAUGAAGACCAAGGUCUGAGAAGGCUCUGUAAUCUUACCCUAUUGCUCCCAUCGGAGCCAUCAGACACUUUUUAUUCCUUCGUUUAUGCCCUUCAUGUUGCUGUUUCCUGGCAUUUAUCACCAUCAGAGUUGAGGCUCACAGAACCACAGUUUUUUUCUUUUAAAGCCUCUGGGCCAUUUGGAGCUAGAGCGUUGCCAUCAGCAGGUCGGGUUGAAUAAUUGUCUUUAGGUUCAAGAGAAUAUCAGUAAUCGUGUAAUGGAUGAAAUUUUUUGUAGCUCAUUAGAUAAAGACCAUUACGAUUUUA